AUGUUCCCCUCUAUCAAACUCCUCUCAGUCCUAGCAGUAGCCUGCUCAGUGACAUCCGCUCUCCCCCUCGACGCCCGCGCCAGCGGCACAGGUAUCACACUCAUCAACAAGAGCGGAAGAACGCAACUCUACUCCUUCUUCGACAAUCUCUGGAACGGCGUCGGCACAGCAGGCGCCAACUUCGACCACCCAAUGGCCAACCCACCAACCCUCAAAGCCGGCGAAUCACGCUUCAUCGCCCUCCCCUCCUCCUUCAAAGGCCGCGUGCAGCGCGGAAACAGCGGUCUCAUCCCCGCCACCUGGGUCGAAUUCCAGCUCAACGACGGCACCGGCAAAGCAUGGGGAGACGUCUCAGUACAACAAGGCAACGACGGAGCCGCGACGCUCAAAGGCAAUGUGGUGGUCGGUUUCACGCAGGAUCUCAUCAAAGAUGCGCCGGCCGGAGCGUUCGCUAAGGAUGCUACCGGAGCGGCCUUCAAGAGGCCGGAUGGCACUGUCGCACAUGUCCUGGGGUCGACGGUGGGCAACUGGAUCCCGAAGAAUGUGGAAGCGUUGAACUGGUAUAAGAAGAAGAUUACGGAUGGGAAGACUUAUUUUAUGGAUGGAGCGGCGGGGGCGAGUGGGACGACGGUUGCGAAUAGUGCGAAUGGGCAGUUUACUGUGGAGUUUUAUUAG
Molecule: messenger RNA, 675 nt
Organism: Hymenoscyphus albidus
Lineage: Eukaryota; Fungi; Ascomycota; Leotiomycetes; Helotiales; Helotiaceae
Source: the annotation of a GenBank genome assembly